AUGGCUAAGCACUACGCUUGCAUCCUUCAUCUACAGAGAAACAUUGUUAGUAUGUUUAAGAAGAAACACCUUGCCUCUUUAGUCUCAAAAGCCGCGCGGGCAUACCGUGUCUCAGACUUCUACAAGCAUUUUAACGAGAUCAAGAUGAUUGACAUAAACUGCGCUGAUUAUUUAAUCAGGGUCGGUUUUGAGCAUUGGGCUAGGUCGCACUCUGCAGGCAAGCGUUACAAUCUAAUGACAAGCAACGUGGCAGAGUCGCUCAAUGCAGCACUUGCUGAGGCUAGGGAGUAUCCGAUUGUGGCUCUAGUUGAGUACAUUAGGGGGAUGCUUAUGCGUUGGUUCUCUGUGCGCCGUGAGUCAUCGGCGAACUGUGGUGGUGUAGUGGCUCCGAAGGUGGAGGAGCUCAUAUCCCGUAACUUCAAUGUGUCAACCGGGUUUUUGGUUCGUCACACAAGCAAGGCUGAGUUCGAGGUGCGUGGUAAGGAGGGAGUUCCUUUCGUUGUCGACCUUGAAGCAAAAACGUGUAGCUGUCUGGAGUUUGAUAUGAUCCGUAUCCCUUGUGGCCAUGCUGUCGCUGCUGCAAUACACUCGAACCGUAGGGUUGAUGAGCUUGUGGGCGAAGAGCUAUCAAGAAACAAUUGGGCAGCAGCUUACUCUCUGAGCAUUAACCCGGCUGGGGAUGAGGUGGUGCCAACGCCUGAAGAUGAUACGCUUGCAUCACUUCUACUUGCGCCUCCCAACACAAGGCGUCCUCCAGGCAGGCCAAAGAAGAUAAGAAUAUUAUCAAGGGGUGAAUUCAAGCGUGGAGUGCUUGGUCGCAAGGUGAGGACUUGUAAGAGGUGUGGUGGCAAAGAUCACAACCGUGCGACUUGCAAGAACCCUAUAUGA
Messenger RNA from Brassica napus (rape), 888 nucleotides. RefSeq lists its product as uncharacterized. The coding region runs from base 1 to 888 and encodes 295 amino acids. The record is from RefSeq and is a predicted model, not a curated record. The transcript is spliced from 2 exons. NCBI's taxonomy places the organism in Eukaryota, Viridiplantae, Streptophyta, Magnoliopsida, Brassicales, Brassicaceae. Gene Ontology annotation, molecular function: zinc ion binding.